Sus scrofa (pig) is the source of this 2441-nucleotide messenger RNA. It is a transcript of the gene SLC2A4, whose product is annotated as solute carrier family 2 member 4. Gene Ontology annotation, biological process: cellular response to insulin stimulus; dehydroascorbic acid transport. The record is from RefSeq and is marked provisional. Gene Ontology annotation, cellular component: plasma membrane; perinuclear region of cytoplasm; endomembrane system. NCBI's taxonomy places the organism in Eukaryota, Metazoa, Chordata, Mammalia, Artiodactyla, Suidae. Gene Ontology annotation, molecular function: D-glucose transmembrane transporter activity.
CCUAAGACAAGAUGCCGUCGGGCUUCCAACAGAUCGGCUCCGAAGAUGGGGAGCCCCCUCAGCAGCGAGUCACUGGGACCCUUGUCCUCGCCGUCUUCUCCGCUGUGCUCGGCUCCCUGCAGUUUGGCUACAACAUUGGGGUCAUCAAUGCCCCCCAGAAGGUGAUUGAACAGAGCUACAAUGAGACGUGGCUGGGCAGGCAAGGGCCCAAUGGACCCGGCUCCAUCCCACCAGGCACCCUCACCACCCUCUGGGCUCUCUCCGUGGCCAUCUUCUCUGUGGGUGGCAUGUUCUCUUCCUUCCUGCUUGGCAUCAUCUCUCAGUGGCUGGGAAGGAAGAAGGCAAUGCUGUUCAAUAACACCCUGGCAGUGCUGGCGGGUGCCCUCAUGGGGCUGGCCAAGGCGGCUGCCUCCUACGAGAUGCUCAUUCUUGGACGGUUCCUCAUUGGCGCCUACUCAGGGCUGGCAUCUGGGCUGGUGCCCAUGUACGUGGGGGAGAUCGCCCCCACUCACCUGCGGGGUGCCUUGGGGACACUCAACCAGCUGGCCAUCGUCAUUGGCAUUCUGAUCGCUCAGGUGCUGGGCUUGGAGUCCAUGCUGGGCACUGCCACCCUAUGGCCACUACUCCUGGGCAUCACAGUGCUGCCUGCACUCCUGCAGCUGGUCCUGCUGCCCUUCUGCCCAGAAAGCCCCCGCUACCUCUAUAUCAUCCGGAACCUAGAAGGGCCCGCGAGAAAGAGUCUGAAGCGCCUGACAGGCUGGGCCGACGUGUCUGGAGCGCUGGCUGAGCUGAAGGAGGAGAAGCGGCAGCUGGAGCAUGAGCGGCCACUGUCCCUGCUCCAGCUCCUGGGCAGCCACACCCACCGGCAGCCCCUCAUCAUUGCAAUUGUGCUGCAGCUGAGCCAGCAGCUGUCGGGCAUCAACGCGGUUUUCUACUAUUCAACCAGCAUCUUCGAGACGGCGGGGGUGGGGCAACCAGCCUAUGCUACCAUCGGAGCCGGUGUGGUCAACACAGUCUUCACCUUGGUCUCGGUGUUGCUGGUGGAACGGGCUGGGCGCCGGACACUCCAUCUCCUGGGCCUGGCAGGAAUGUGUGGCUGUGCCAUCCUGAUGACUGUGGCUCUGCUUCUGCUGGAGCGGGUUCCAGCCAUGAGCUAUGUCUCCAUCGUGGCCAUCUUUGGCUUUGUGGCCUUCUUUGAGAUUGGCCCAGGCCCCAUCCCCUGGUUCAUCGUGGCUGAGCUCUUCAGCCAGGGACCCCGCCCAGCAGCCAUGGCUGUGGCAGGUUUCUCCAACUGGACGUCCAACUUCAUCAUCGGCAUGGGUUUCCAGUAUGUUGCGGAUGCUAUGGGGCCCUACGUCUUCCUUCUCUUCGCGGUCCUCCUGCUUGGCUUCUUCAUCUUCACCUUCCUAAAAGUGCCUGAAACCCGAGGCCGGACCUUUGACCAGAUCUCAGCCACCUUCCGCCGGACACCCUCUCUUUUAGAGCAGGAGGUGAAACCCAGCACAGAACUCGAGUACUUAGGGCCAGAUGAGAAUGACUGAGGGGCUGGGCAGGGGUCGGAGAGCCAGUUCUCUCCACCUGCCGAGACCCCCCUCCUUUCCUCUGCAGCACUUUAACCCUCUCUUCCCCGUUACUUCCAGGGUGGAGAAAACCCCUGCAGCCUGGCGGGAUGGGGAGCUAGAGGGAAGGGUGGUCUGAGCACCCCCUCAUUCCCCUGUGUGACUCUUGGAUUAUUUAUGUGUUGUGGUUAGGCUCGGGUCGUGGGUGGGCCAUUCUCCUCUUGUCCCCUCCUUCCUCUGGAGCCCACCCCUACCCCAUCUCGGCUUGGAAGACUUCCAGCCCCUGCAGCCAGGGAACGGGGAGGCGGGGAGGGGAGGUUCUAGGACUGACUUUUCGGGGAGGUUGACGGAAGCGGAGAGCAGGACUGGAGAGGAGAAAUCCAGUUCCUGCCACUGGGGACUCCUCCCUCUCUGGCACUUCCUCUGAAUCCUGGCCGCACAGACUCUGGGUGAAAGGGGGUCUGUCUUGACCCUCCAGGGCAGAGGAGGCAGCCCCGGGUCUAACCUCACGUCUCUCGCUGCAGGCUCAGUCCUCUCACUCAGCCUUCCCAGGCAAGAGGGGACAGCGGGCUCCCCUCUAGACUCAGGGCUCCUGGCCCCACUCCGGCUGCUCCCCAAGGCUGCCAGGGCGACCGGGGCGGGGGGGGGAAGAGGGACGACAGACUCUUUCGUCCUCGCCCAUCCUGGGAGGGUGUUGUCCCCACAGGCUUUGACCAACUAAGGGAAAGAGGGAUUUGAAAGGCUGCCUGUGAACACUGGGCUGGGAGGAGCCUUCAGAUAUUUUUGUAUAUGUUUGAAAAAGAAGGGGCGGGAAGAAGAAACCGAAGGUCUGCUGUACUAAAUGUAUAGAGAGAGCUCCGUAUAUAAAGUCACUGUAAGAGA